This is a messenger RNA of Acipenser ruthenus (sterlet), 2601 nucleotides long. RefSeq names its product BAG family molecular chaperone regulator 3-like. NCBI's taxonomy places the organism in Eukaryota, Metazoa, Chordata, Actinopteri, Acipenseriformes, Acipenseridae. Bases 352 to 1896 code for a protein of 514 amino acids. Gene Ontology annotation, cellular component: cytosol; nucleus; cytoplasm. The record is from RefSeq and is a predicted model, not a curated record. Gene Ontology annotation, molecular function: protein-folding chaperone binding; adenyl-nucleotide exchange factor activity. Gene Ontology annotation, biological process: negative regulation of striated muscle cell apoptotic process; protein stabilization; muscle cell cellular homeostasis. The transcript has 4 exons.
CGGUCUGGGCUUGGAUGGAGGUUAUACGCGUGGGCUCCACAGAACGGACAUAAAGCGUUUAUAACAGGCCUUCAAAGCAGAUCAGUGUGUGCACACUCGCACAGCGUACUGUACAGUGUAGGGGCGAUGCAAGCAGCUGGUUGAUUACUCAAGGAGGAGCUGUUCGCCUGGGCAGUGGCUCACAUUCUCGCUUGAUACGGCCAGAACUUUCCAGGGCAGUCGGGUGUAUUGUCACAACUUUUUUUUUGUCUUAGUAUUAUUAGUCAAUCUAAUUCCAGACAUUUCCAACCCCCCUCCCGCCUUGAACACGUCAGCCAAUACAUUUUAUAUAGGAGGCAGACUCCGGGGUAGAUGGCACAGUUCUCGCAACCUACAAUCCUUCAUAACAUGAAGACACAGUCUCCAAUGGUGCAGAUGACUACAAACGACCCUCUCCCCCCAGGCUGGGAAAUUAAAAUUGACCCUCAAACUCGAUGGCCUUUUUUCGUGGAUCACAACAACAGGACAACAACCUGGAACGAUCCCAGGCAUGAUCUAAAAGAGGAAAGGCAACUGUCAUCCAAUGGACCCUCCUUGUCACCGCAGUCCUCCCAGGACAGCCACCAGCACUACAUCAGGGAAAUGCAGUACCCCAGCCUGCGCCAGGGCUACAUCCCCAUCCCCAUCGCCCACGAGGGCCUGGAGCACCGGCCCCUGCAGCAGCAACCUUACUACUCGUACGCACAGCCCAGCAUGCACAGGGUUAAAACAGAGGUCCGGGCUCCUUCCCCCACGCAGGCACACAUAGGACGGCCCACAUCUCCCGUCAGGCCCCCUUCUGAGGCGUCUCCCUCUGAUCCUCUCUGUGGACAGGCAGGGACAGCUGCCGGCUGCCAGGGCCCGCUCUCACAAGGACCUGAGCCCCACGAGCACCACCAUCACCAUCACCCCCACCCCCAAGACUGCUCCCAUGCAGCUCCUGCUCACCAGCCUGGGAGGCCCUGCAGCGGAGGCCCCCAGCUCCUGCCAGGCUACAUUUCCAUCCCGGUGAUCCACGAAGUAGCAGGAGGGCGGCCCCAGCCUCAUCACUCACAGCAGCAACCCCAGGCCCCCCAGCAGCCCCAACACCCUGAGUACCAGCCCAUAUACCACAGAGUGCAGCCAGAGGACUGGGCUUACCUGCCUGGCCGCUCACAGAGUCCCAGAGACCGGCCAAGCCGCGAAGCAUCACCCAUUCGCAUUCCUCAGCAGAUGAGGGCCCAGUCCCCAGUCCGGGUGCACACCAUGGGGCCACAGGUUCAACACCAGAUCCCUCGUCAAGAGUCACCUCCCAGAAUGCACCAGGAGGAACGGGGCAGCCCGUGCGGGGCGGAUAUCCCCCAGGCUUACAUCCCGGUUCAGCCACUCUACAAGGAGUGCGACCUCAGACAGCCACUCCCCAUGCCUGAGAAGACAGAGGCCAAGAUCUUUGGGACAACAAAGAGCAUCCCACAGGAUACGAUGGCCGCCCCGGAAGAGGUUCCUCCUCUGAAGCCAGAAGAACCAGAAGAAUCGUCACCAAACCACCCAGGCCUGGCUAAGGUUCAGCAGAUCGUUGACAGGGUUCAGAAACUGGAGGAAGAAGUCAAGAACUUUGAAGGGAAGAAAAAUGACAAACGCUACAUGAUGCUGGAAGAGUUCUUGACUAAAGAGUUGCUGGCCCUGGACUCCGUGGAUCCCGAGGGGAGGAUCGACGUCCGUCAGGCCCGGAGGGAUGGGGUCAGGAAGGUCCAGAACAUUCUGGAAGGACUUGAACUGAUUGCUGAACAACAGAAGCAUAGCGAGCAAUCCAAUGUAGAAGCAAACCAACCAGGAGGAAAAGGAGACGCCACCAUGAUCGGCCAAGUGGAGUCAACCACAGAGAAGGAGAUUUAUUAACAGGAACCAGCGCCCCGUAUGUUAAGGAAGAAUCAAACCUAAAUAAACCUGCUGCUCCUGCAUAACUUUGUAAACACAUUUUUAAGAUGCAUGCCUAAAGGAGUUUAACAACUAUUGUUUUCUACCAUCUUGUAGAUGUAUGGAAAAAGGGAAGAGUUCAAUAUAUUGUAUAUUAUAACAAUAGCUAACAAUAUAGGGAGAUAAUUAACAAUGCCCCUUAAAGAGUAGUAUCCACUGAUAUGCAGUACAAAUGCAUGCUUGAGUAAGGAAGAUAUGAGAAAGAGGGGAAAAGCUACUGUUACAUGAUAAAUCAUAACAAUAUAUAUAUAAAGGAAUCUGUGGGGUCUGGUUUUGCUAGCGUGAAGCAGGGCAUUAUAGUUAGCUGAACUCUCUCCACCGGUUCAAACUGUGCUUCUGUAUCCAAACUGUAAGACUUCCUCCAUCACGCUCUCCAGCUUGUGUAAAAGCUCCACGGGUUUGUUUAUAGUUUCAGAUGACAAUCAUGAAAGACUUGUGCACCACUGCCUUGUGAUCUGCACUGCGUCGUCAAAAGAAAACCACGGCGGAGCUCUUUCCACUGUUGGGCUCUUUAAAGUAUAGUCUGUAUGUUUGUGUGUUGUUGAACUAUUUAAGUGUGAAGUCGUUUUUUUUUUUGUUUGUUUACUUGUUCGUUCAAAUAAAAAUUAAAAAUAAAUGAUAUUGAUA